Molecule: messenger RNA, 1524 nt
Organism: Thyridium curvatum
Lineage: Eukaryota; Fungi; Ascomycota; Sordariomycetes; Thyridiales; Thyridiaceae
Exons: 3
Coding region: 1-1524 (507 amino acids)
Biological process (GO): carbohydrate transport; transmembrane transport
Cellular component (GO): membrane
Molecular function (GO): carbohydrate:proton symporter activity
Source: RefSeq, a predicted model, not a curated record
AUGUACGGGCCCUCGCAGGCCAACCCGCCCCUGACGGGCGCCAUCGUCUCUGUCUACAACGCCGGGCAGGCCAUCGGCGGUUUCACCGUGGGCUACCUCGCCGACCGCUACAGCCGCAAGUACACGCUGUGCCUCGCCGCCGUGCUGACCAUCGUCGCCGCGGCGCUGCAGGCCGGCGCCGUGCACGUGGGCAUGAUGAUCGCGGGCCGCCUGCUCGGCGGGCUCGCGUGCGGGCAGAUCAUCGCCGUCGUGCCCGUGUACAUCGCCGAGGUGGCGCCGCCGCAGCACCGGGGCUUGCUCGUCGGCCUGCAGGGCAUGAUGCAGGCCAGCGGGUUCGGGCUCGCCAACUGGGUCGGGUACGCGGGCGCGUUCGCCACGGGGUCGGCCACGUGGAGGAUCCCGCUCGCGAUGCAGAUCCCCAUCCCCAUCGUGCUUGCGAUCGCGGUGCUGUUUGUGCCUUUCUCGCCGCGUUGGCUCAUCAUGCAAGACCGUAUCGAGGAGGCCGAAGCAGGUAGGUUAAGCCGCCUUCCUUCAUGUCAAGCUUUUACCCCUGUCUCUCCCUCCCCAAAACACAUCACUGACGUCCAAACACCGACAGUCCUCAUCCGCCUCCACUCCGGCGCCGACGCCUCCGGCCAGGACCUCGUCGCGCAGGAGAUCAUCCAGAUCCGGCAGCAGCUGGCCCUCGAGCGCUCGCAGCAGGGCGGCAGCUGGGCCUCGGCCCUGGCGACCAUGUUCUCGCGGCGCUUCGCCCGCCGCACCGCCAUGGCCGCCUUCAUCCUCAUGCACGGGCAGCUGUCGGGAGCUCCGGUGAUCCAGAACUACCAGAACAUCUUCUACGCCAUGGUCGGCUUCACGGGCCGCACGUCGCUGCUCAUCAGCGGCGUGUACGGCAUGAUGGGCGUGCUGGGCGCCGUCGUCUACCUGCUCGUCGUGGCGGACCGGUGGCCGCGCGUGCGCACCAUGUGGACGGGCUCGGCGGCGCUCGUGGCCAUCAUCUCCGUCUGCACGGCGCUGAGCGCCGUCUACGGCUCCUCGGGCGGCAGGGCGCAGGCCCAGACCCCUUCGCAGCAGGCCGGCGCGCGGGCGUCCAUCGCGUUCAUCUUCUUGUACUCGGGUGUGUUCGCCGUCUUCUUCAACUCGAUGAUCUACGUCGUGCCGUCGGAGCUGUUCCCCACGUUCCUGCGGUCCAAGGGCCUGGCGUUUGCCGUCUUCGCCAAGGCCGUCACGGCGAUCGUGCUCUCGCAGGUCACGCCGAUCGCGCUGGCGGACGUGGGCUGGAGGUUCUACAUCUUCUUCAUCUGCACCAACGUCUUUGCCGGCUGCCUGUACUUUUUCUUCCUCCCCGAGACCGGCGGGAAGAGUCUCGAGGAGAUCGCCGAGCUCUUCGGCGAUACGCUGGCUACCGAGCACAUCGGCCGGAUCGACGUCGAUGCCAAGACUGGAGCGCGCGGUGAGGGCGCUGAGCACUUUGAGAUGGCCGAGGGCGAACGCCGUGGAGACGCGGUUCAAUCUAGAGUCUAG